Messenger RNA from Nannospalax galili (Upper Galilee mountains blind mole rat), 5613 nucleotides. RefSeq names its product membrane associated ring-CH-type finger 8 (gene Marchf8). Gene Ontology annotation, cellular component: late endosome membrane; early endosome membrane; lysosome. Bases 685 to 2298 code for a protein of 537 amino acids. Gene Ontology annotation, molecular function: MHC protein binding; zinc ion binding; ubiquitin protein ligase activity. Gene Ontology annotation, biological process: protein polyubiquitination; immune response; antigen processing and presentation of peptide antigen via MHC class II. The record is from RefSeq and is a predicted model, not a curated record. The transcript is spliced from 10 exons. NCBI's taxonomy places the organism in Eukaryota, Metazoa, Chordata, Mammalia, Rodentia, Spalacidae.
UGGACGGCGCGCCGGCCCUGCUGCGUCCCGGCCUGGGGCAUGCGGGAAGCGGGCGGGGCGGGGACGUCCGCGCCCACCUAGCGGCCUCCGCGAGAGCCAGCCAGCCACCGGGGGUGGGGCCCUGGGCCGGAGUGCGUCCCGGGCGCCAGCCUCCCGUCCGCAGCUCGCACCCGCCCACCCGCCCGCCGUUGGCCCCGGAGCAACUGCCGCCCGGUCCCGGCCUGCGUCCGCGGCUGCGAUGCGGCGUGGACCCCUGCCCGGCCGGUCCUGUCCGGGUCCUGCUACCUCCCCGAGCUCAGACAAGAUAUACAAGUUGAAGACAGGAAAAAAUACUCAAGACAAAUGCAAGUCAAAAUCAAGGUGGAGAGCUGAUGUAACUUGGAGGUCUAGCACGUCUGCUUGAAGUCCAUGGCCCAAAAUGACUCUACUAGUGGAGACUCACUUCCAUAAAGAAGGAGGCCAGUCCGGAGGCUGGGAUGAGCAUGCCACUGCAUCAGACCUGUGCCACAUGUUCUCAGGAUGCCACUGCUGCUCACAGAAGCAAGACUCAAGAAAAGGAUCAGGAAGAGCAGGGGUAUGUGCAGACUGCACAAUCAACAUUUGGAGAAAAAGAAAGGACUGCAAAGGAGGGAGAGACCAGUAUGGGCUGACUGAUUGACAUUCCAUGUCCUGUGGCAUCGAGAAAUGAAUGAGAAGACUUUGGGACAUUCCAUGAGUCAGUCAAGCAACAUUUCCAAGGCUGGGAGUCCUCCAUCCACAACGGCCCCGGUGUCUGCCUUGUCUCGCACUUCUGUCACACCAUCCAACCAGGACAUCUGCAGUUCCAGUGCAGUGUUUUCUGAGUGUUGUCACCACAGUCCCGUGCAAUCUGCUGUUGUCUUGAAAACUCCUCAAUUCCAGAGUUCUCUGACACAAGGGCUCAGUGUGACAGUUAUCUGUAAAGACACAUUCCAGGCGUCAAAGAGCAAUCCCUUUGGCUCAGAGUGGGACCAGGCCUUGAAGCUUGCUAAGAAUGCUAAGGCCAGAAGAACACUUGGAUUCUCAAAGUCACUAAAUGAUGUGGGUGAGAAGACCCAGGAUCCUUCAGAAAGCUUUGACUAUAUGGAAAGAACUUGCUCUGAAGGGAAAUUGGUACUUCCUCAAGCUUCAUCUCUCAGAAUGAACAGGCUCUGUCAUAAAGAGAAAAGAACACUGCAUUGCCCACCUCAUCGCCAUUCUAGACAUUCCCAUGUCUUAUCCCUUUCCACCAAGCAUUCAGCUGCCUCGGAGGGGGAGGCUGGCAAGGGGGCCAUGCACAUCUCACUUUUAGAAGAGAAAGCAAAUAGUGAAACCCGGUCCAGAAGCCGACAACUGCUCCGGUACCUGUUCUCACUCUCCCGCGGCUCGAGCACCAGCAGCCUGCACAGGUUCCAUGAACUGGAGAGUCAUGCGAGCUGCCUGCAUACCACCAAGUCCUCCAGCUGGCUGGCAGGGAGUGCAGGCUUCUGCUCUGAUGAAAUGGGAGAUGAUGACGUCUUUGAAGAUACCUCAUCUGCCAAACUGAAAAGCAGGGUCCUGCGUGCGCCCCUCUGCUCAGUGGAGAAGGACAGUGACCUGGAUUGUCCUUCUCUGCUGUCUGAGAAAUGCCCCCCCAUCUCUCCCGUGUCCACCCCAGGGGAUGUCUGCAGGAUCUGCCACUGUGAAGGAGAUGAUGAGAGCCCUCUGAUUACCCCGUGUCACUGCACAGGGAGCCUGCACUUUGUGCAUCAGUCCUGCCUGCAGCAGUGGAUCAAAAGCUCUGACACACGCCGCUGCGAGCUCUGCCAGUACGAGUUCGUCAUGGAAACCAAGCUGAAGCCUCUGCGGAAAUGGGAGAAGUUGCAGAUGACGGCCAGUGAGCGCAGGAAGAUCAUGUGCUCAGUGACGUUCCAUGUCAUUGCUAUCACCUGUGUGGUCUGGUCCUUGUAUGUGCUCAUCGACCGCACUGCGGAGGAAAUCAAGCAGGGGCAGGUCACAGGAAUCCUAGAGUGGCCCUUUUGGACUAAACUGGUAGUUGUGGCCGUUGGCUUCACUGGAGGACUCCUUUUUAUGUAUGUCCAGUGCAAAGUAUACCUACAAUUAUGGAAAAGACUCAAGGCUUAUAAUAGAGUGGUCUAUGUUCAAAACUGUCCAGAAACAAGCAAGAAGAAUGUUCUUGAAAAGUCUGCAUUCACAGAGCCCAACUUUGAAAAUAAAGAAGGACCUGGGGUGUAUCAUUCUACCACAAAUUCUUCUUCAGUGGAGCCUGAAGACACUGCAGCAGGAAUCAUUCACGUCUGACAGUGUGGAGGUGGCGUUUUCUUGACGCCCUGGGAGAGCUAAAGGAAGGUUUACUGCCAAUUGUGUUUCUUUCUGUCCUUUAACAGCAUAGACUGCACUAUUAGAGUGACCUCUUUUUCUGAACCCUCCUUGGUAAAUCUAGAAAGCCCUCUAUGGGACAGGCACCACUGGGUCCCACUGCCGGGCUUCUCUGUGGGAUGGGAAGCCAGCAGACCCCAUGCAGCCAUGAUGGGGAACUGGCUGAGUUCUAGCCCCUGGUCUUGAGCAGAAUAAGGGAAGAAAGAAAGAAAAAAAAAGACAGAGCAGCUUGCGGGGAGGGGGCUGGUGGCAGUGAGAAAACUCCCAGAGGACAGUGGUGGGGGAUCUGCUGAAGGUAAGAGGACCCCUUCUGACAGGGAGAGCUGGAAGCUGGGCUGGGUACAGUGCCUACAAACCCUGCCUCACUUUGUCAGUGCUGCCUCAGUGCCGUCAGGAAGAUGAGACCUUGGGGUGUUGUGUCUCCUGGUGCAUAGUUCACCAAACAAAGAGCACUUUACAAAAGAAAGCCUUUAUUUUGAGAGACCCUGUAUCUAGUGAUUUUGACACUUGAAAGAGUCAUGUUUAGAAAUCUUCCCUUUACUGCCAUCGUUAUCUCUUUGACAUCAAAAUCGAUCUUAAGCCCUUUUGCCUUACACAUUCUGAGUAAUAGGAUGUCCUUUCCAUGUCCAAAAAGGACUAGUGACUUAAGACAGAUCUGAGGCGUUUUCCUGUAACAGAGUCCAUGGGAAUUAACAGAUGGUAAAUGGCAGUUGGCAUUAUUCCUGUAGUUUGACUGAGCCUGUUUGAUGACAGGUCCUAUCUCAUAAACCUGCCCAUAAUACAUUCUAUUUUGUCAACACUGAAAUGGAAGGUUUUUGAACUCUAAUGGAUCUGAAUAUGGCUAAAUAGUUAAAAAUAGUCCUUUGACAGACAUGUAUCUCCAAAUGGAAUCAACACACACAAUCUAGUCUGGACAUACACUGUGGACACUCCUGAGGUCCACCUGUCUGUUGUUCACUGUGCCAACACCUCCUGCCUGGAGGUUAUGGAGUCAUUUCUGAAGGCUGGGAGGGUAGAUGGGCCAGCUCUGGGAUGAGGACUUGCCAUGGAUCACUCUGUCACUACUCCCCGGCCCAUACUCCUCAUUGUUGCCUUAAACUAGACCUGACAGGAUCAUUUAGGGGCCGUUGGCUCUACAUUUGGUCCAUUCUGUCAUCAGGGAUUACUUCUGCACCAUUUCUUAUAAGACAGACAAAACCAAAAUCACUACCAUUAAAUGGCCUUUGUCCCUUUAAAAAAGUCUGCCUAAAAUUCUUUCCUUAAAGGCUGGUAUCAUAGUGCUAGGUUUAAAUAGUCCACAUACAACAUGACAAGAGGAGCCCCUGUAGCUCACUCUCCAGUGACUGCCAUUAGGCUACACAUCUUCAGAGCCUCCUGAGGCGGGCAGUCCUACCAACCUCUCUGAGCCUUGGGUGCUUCUCAUCCGCCCUCUUUCAGAGAGUGAGGCAAACCCAAGAUGAAUUCUUUGUGGUUUCCGGUGGAAGCCCUGUGGAUAGUUCGUAGGGGCAGGUGGAGGCUGAAGGGUCUGUGAGGCUGGAUAAGGGCUUAUGAAAGUAGAUUGUGUCCUAUUGUUCCUCCGUCUGCUUUCUGGGGUCACAGGGUCCGGUCUGUGGAACUGUUCUGCCAGGGCUUUCCUCCAGCCACCAACCACUGUUCAAAAACAGCCGACCCCUGAGGUCAGCCUGCCCUCUCCCUCUGAGGCCACAUUCAGCCCAUCCCUAUGCCCACUAUGUCCCAAAGUGCAAUUACAUACCUUUUUAGCCUGGGGAUACCAGGCAGCUACAGACUGCCCAUUAGGGAGCUGAGUCCUAGGUUAGCCCUGACGAUGCCCCAUAGCCUGCUGAGGCUGGGCCCCUAAUCCUGCCCACCUCUCCCUGCCAUUGUGCUCCAGCAUGGUUGAGUGGCCAGGUGAAGAUGAAGAUAGCAAUUUUAAGUGUGAUGUCCCAAUGGGGCAACUGAGGCUUCUGUAGAGAGGAGAGUAUGUCUAGAUGAGAUAGUCCCUGCACAGCUGGCCCAGAGUGCAUGUGCCCCCAUAGCCAAGGUUCCUUUAGAACCAUGGCUGUCAUGUUGGUCCCCUGCAAACUACACCUUCCCCUCAUUUCAAGAAGGCCUAAUUCCAUCCCUUCUUCUCUGGCUCCUCUGCUAAAAGCCUGUCCCUCAUCCUUCCUCCCUCAGCAGGUGCUUGGCUACCCUGUUUUCCUGUAGGCUCUAGUUCAGCACCUCUGAUCCAGCAAAUGGCUGCCCAUUGGUGACUUGGUGUAGGACACUGGCAAGGUGUGCUCUGUGAUGCCUGUUGGUAGGGGCUCUAGGUCUGCCCAGGCUCCUUAGUCCAUGUCCACUUGCCUUCUGUGUGCUCCACAAGGACAUCUGUCUAUGUUUCUCCUUUGUGUGAGCCUGGCAAUAGCAAGAGAAUGGCAUAGGGCUGGUGCUUGUGCGUCAGGUAAGGAGAGGAAGGAAGCAAUCUCGGGGUGUUGCUGCCAUCCCUCUCUGAACUUGGCCUUUACCCGUAUGUUGUAGUCCCAGUAUCACACCUCCCACUUUGUCUGCCAGAAGUAAGUAGUUUGGGGGUUGUGCCCAACUUUACUGCAAGAGUUUACAGGAAUAGAAAAGUUUUUGUCCUACUCCGGACCUCUCUGCCUCUCCUUUUUGGCUCAGUCUACUCUUCAGUCACGUAGGCCCAGUUUCCAAACCUGUGGGUACCUCCAUCAGGCCACAGAUGUGCAAGCCUCGGGCAGUGGGAGAGGGGGCAGCUCAGGGUCUUGGGUCGUGCCUACAGGACAAGGUGGGAUGGGCAGGGUAAAGAGCCACACUCUUGUGGGCACGGCCGGAUGCAUACGCACACCGAAGUACUGCCUCUUCAAGUCUGGAUGGAAAAAUCAACUUGUAUCUGUAGCCCAAGGAAAGACCGAAGCGAAUAAAGAUGGGUUUGUCUUUGUUUCUGAAGUGAUUGAUGAAGAUAUGUAACUGAUUGAUUGCACAUUUAGAUGCCAUGUUUAUAGAAGGUUGUUAAUAAAAACCAAAUUUACACUGGCAUGUGUGGUGUAGUUUCUUAAAGGCACUUCACAUUUUAAAUUUGUCUUAGAAAUUUUUUAGUAAUCCAAAUGUCUAGUUUUGUGUCCUUUUGUGUAUGUUCACGGUUUCUCAGUAUUAUCACUUGAAUAAUUCUCUGUACAGGGGGUUGGUUUGUGCUAUACAGGAGGUGUCUAAUUGUAGCAAUAAAGCCUUUCUUUAACAAAG